AUGGCUGCGGCAGAGGCGAGCGCCUCGGGCGCAGCCGCCGCCGACAGUGCAGCGGCGGCGCCAGCGGCGGCAGCGCCCGCGCAGCCAGCGAGGGCGAGGGCAUCGUCCGCGGCGGGUGGCAGAGGCCAGAGCCGCGCCGAGGGCCACGGGGCGCGUGGCACCAGCGAGGGCGGCGGUGAGAACCGCGCCGAGGGCGAGCCUCAGGCGCAGAUCGCGCUGGUGAACGCCAAGAGGGUGAUCGCCUCGUACCAGGGCGUGGUCGCGCAGCAUCAGUCGAUGAUGAUGAGCGUCAGCCUGGACGAGGACUGGGCGUGGGCGAAGGAGGAUGACAGCGCCCAUCUGAAGGCGCUGACGAGGGCCAAGGAACGCCUCGACAACGAGGUGCAGCAGCACGUGGUGGUCUCGAAGAUCUUGUCGACUAAGAACCUCGCAGAGCUGAAAAAACAGAUCGGUGAGCAGGAGUUCUCGCGUGGCCUGGCGCUGGUGAUGGGCCUCUCGAAGAGCAUCGCGGGCGUCGAGGAUGAGGCUGAGGUUUUGCUGGGCUUCGACAAAGUAAAGCGGGACAACAAGCGCAAGAGUGAUAAGCAUGAACAGUCUGGCCAGUCUGCGAGCAAGCGGGGCAACAACAAGAAGCGCAGGG
Messenger RNA from Prorocentrum cordatum, 640 nucleotides. NCBI's taxonomy places the organism in Eukaryota, Dinophyceae, Prorocentrales, Prorocentraceae. The record is from the annotation of a GenBank genome assembly.